Cornus florida is the source of this 1277-nucleotide messenger RNA. RefSeq names its product truncated transcription factor CAULIFLOWER A. Gene Ontology annotation, biological process: positive regulation of transcription by RNA polymerase II. Lineage: Eukaryota; Viridiplantae; Streptophyta; Magnoliopsida; Cornales; Cornaceae. The coding region runs from base 223 to 984 and encodes 253 amino acids. The transcript is spliced from 8 exons. The record is from RefSeq and is a predicted model, not a curated record. Gene Ontology annotation, molecular function: RNA polymerase II cis-regulatory region sequence-specific DNA binding; DNA-binding transcription factor activity, RNA polymerase II-specific; protein dimerization activity. Gene Ontology annotation, cellular component: nucleus.
UGGUGAAUAAAUAUAUAUAUAGAUACCUGUAUACACCACUAUAUUUCUCAUUAAAACACUCCCAUUUCUCCCACAAAAAUAAAUAGAGUCUUUUCAAGUCUUCCUCCACAUGCUUAGUAACACAAAGAAGAUAACAAAUACAGCUAGUCCUCUCGAUAAAUAUAUGUAUAGUUUUUACUGAAUUGUUGGAUUGUGUUUGGAGGCCAAGAAAGCGAAGGAAAAAUGGGAAGAGGUAGGGUUCAGCUAAAGAGGAUCGAGAACAAAAUCAAUCGGCAGGUGACCUUCUCGAAGCGACGGUCCGGAUUGCUCAAGAAAGCUCAUGAGAUCUCGGUGCUAUGCGACGCCGAGGUUGCGUUGAUUGUCUUCUCCACCAAAGGGAAGCUAUUCGAGUACGCUACAGAUGCCUGUAUGGAAAGAAUUCUUGAGCGGUAUGACAGGUACUCGUAUGCAGAAAGGCAGCUUGUAGCAAAUGGUAAUGAAUCACAGGGAAGCUGGACUCUGGAAUACGCAAAGCUCAAGGCUCGGCUGGAGGUUCUACAAAAAAACCAAAGUCAUUUUAUGGGAGAAGAUCUAGAUACUUUGAGUCUAAAAGAGCUUCAGAAUUUGGAGCACCAGCUUGAUAGUGCUCUUAAGCACGUUCGGUCAAGAAAGAACCAACUAAUGCAAGAAUCCAUUUCGGAGCUGCAAAAAAAGGAUAAGGCAUUGCAGGAGGAAAACAACUUGCUGGCAAAGAAGGUGAAGGAGAAAGAGAAGGAACUGGCACAACAACCCCAAUUGAUGGAACAAGACCAUGGACAGAACUCAACCUCAGUUGUUCAAUCACUGCCAUUGCACUCCUUAAGCAUUGGGUCUCUCUCUUUUUCUAUUGGAGCUUACCAGGGAGGAGGGAAUGGGGGAGAAGUAGAAGAAGAAGAAGUUCCAUGUCAACAACAACAAAGUAAUACCGUCAUGCCUCCAUGGAUGCUUCGCCACAUUAAUGGCUAAAACUGAGGACACUAUGCGAAUGCUGCACAAAUUUUUGAUGUCAAACAAAUCAAGAAACAUGUAUAUGUGGUAAAAGACAUAUAUAUAUAUAUAUAUAUAUAUAUAAUAGUAUAAUAAAUGAUGUCGAAAAGUAUGGUGUAAAACAAUCCCAAAAGGUCGGUGUCCUAGUUUGUGAUUUGGAAACUAUGUACAUUUGUAUUUUGUAUGGAUAGAAGACCAUUAAUGUAAAGGAACUUGGCAACACAGCUGACCCUUACAUUAUUAUGUAUAUAAAAACUAUAUUUUGGCGGUAA